Molecule: messenger RNA, 1059 nt
Organism: Mesorhabditis spiculigera
Lineage: Eukaryota; Metazoa; Nematoda; Chromadorea; Rhabditida; Rhabditidae
Source: the annotation of a GenBank genome assembly
AUGUCGACAAAAGCCGAAUCGAGUUCUGCCGACGACAUCCGCCGCAGCAAACGCAAAUCAUGCCCCUCUGAUGUGAUGAAAACGCGAUGUGCCGUCACAUGUUGUGGAAAUACAGAAGAUAGCAAAACCGAAAACGGCAAAUUCGUCGAGUUCUUCGGCCUGCCCGACAAGCACGACAAGGAAACGAACCGGAAACAGUGGGUGAAAAACGUGCGCGGGAUUGCCGGCAUGUUGCCGUAUCAGCAGAAGAUCUGCUCCGUUCAUUUUGUCGACGGCCAUCCCACGAAGGAAAAUCCAGUCCCGACGCUUUUGCUCAGCAAACGAAAAAUUGUGCCCGGACCGGAAGCCAAAAAGCCCCGUUCGAUAAAGGAGGAACUCUUUGAUGAGGAUGAAUACGACGAAUUCGGAGGCUACGAUGAAAAAGCGCACUCGUCGGCUUCUACAGCUCCGUUCUAUCGGCGGAAAGCUCCCUCCGACCCGAACUUCAUGGUAAAUUCAACGGACGCUAAGGCAAUCUUUGAGCAUCUCGGCCAAAUUCGAGUGAAAGGAGAUGAAGGAUGUUGCAGGCGGAUUUUGAAUGGAAUGCGAAGACAAGCCCGCUACAUGAACGCGCAGAUGCGGAUGAUGGAGAACAUUACACAAGAGGUUGAGAAUUAUAAAAAGAAUCCAGGCGGCGUGGGCGGCUGGGCGCUGAACGAUUACCUGGCCCGGUUUGGUCUUCGCCAUCAGCAGGGCUACAACCCGGAAACCCGCCAUUUGGCCGGAUACACAGCCGCCGACCCCGCUGCGCUGCCGCGCCAGGCUGCAGCCGUCAACGCUCUGUUCGACCACCAUGAUGAUGAAGAUGAGAAUGACGAGGGCGGGCCCGAGUUGGACGAGUUUGCCGUUGAGGACAUGAUGCGAGAGGGCAAAACCGACACCGAAAACGACGACGAGGCCGCCCCGGAUUUGACAGAAGAAGGUCAAGAUUCGCAAGCUGAACAUCAGGAAGAUGAAGAAGACGAUGAGGAAGAGGAUCAGGGCGCACGCGACGACCCGGAUGACUCGGAUUAUCAUGAA